ACUCAGGAGCAUUUAAAAGCUGAAUAUGAUAUUAACAUCCAACGCAAGCUCACUACAUCAAAGAGUUGAGUAGAACUUUACUGUGUCUCUUCUUCUUCUAAACACAUGGAUAAAAACUUUGAAGAGGAGACUAUUUGUUACUACAAUCCAAAGACAGUGAAAAAGUUCCAACAAAGUGAAGAAAAAGAGAAAAAACGUAAAAAGAUAGUCAAAGUUUUUAUAGAAUAUGGAUCUUCUUGAGGCUACUUUGGCCGUUACAUGGAAUAUGCAACCUAUAUCAGGAAGACAGUUCCAUCGGCCGAAGUUACCGGAAAGAAAGGACGUAGAAAUUGUUUUGAAAUCAAAGUUAAUAAUGAAGAAAUUUUUUCAAAGUUAAAACAAGAAGGAUUUCCGAAAGCAAGACAGCUAAUCAAAGAGAUAAAGAAUGCUAGAGAAGGACAACAACCAAAACAAAUUGAAAAGAAAGAUUAUAAUUCCGCUUGUACUAUACUAUAAAUAAAAAGUAUUUAUAAGUUGGAAUAUAAACUACAGGGGGAGCAUAGAAUAGAAGAACAAUAGUAUCUGGGGGUCUAUGGUCUAACUGAUGUCAAAUUUAUUCGAUAAAAAAGCGCUGGUCGCACUUGCAAACUUUCAUGUUGCUGAGUCCACUGAAUUCUAUUUUCUUGUCUUGGUUAUAUAGUAAGUGAUUAGUGUUAUUAGCUAGGGAUGUACAUUACUGUAAAAAAUAUGCAAAAUGAAAACGAAAAGAUAUUUAUUAUAAAAAAUAUAUUUGUAAAUAUUUAGAUAUUUUUUAUUAUUUUAUACAAUACUUGUUAUUUUUCUUUGUUAUAUUUUAUCAUUUUUAAGAGCGAUGUUUGUGAUGAGCUGCGACUUAAUCAUAUUUUGAUGUUGCAGCUUUGAUGAUGAUUUUACAUCUUCUGAAAUGAUAAUAAAAAGAAAAGCAAACAAGA
Hydractinia symbiolongicarpus is the source of this 950-nucleotide messenger RNA. RefSeq names its product migration and invasion enhancer 1-like. The coding region runs from base 259 to 495 and encodes 78 amino acids. Lineage: Eukaryota; Metazoa; Cnidaria; Hydrozoa; Anthoathecata; Hydractiniidae. The transcript has 4 exons. The record is from RefSeq and is a predicted model, not a curated record.